This is a messenger RNA of Impatiens glandulifera, 2273 nucleotides long. RefSeq names its product ferric reduction oxidase 8, mitochondrial-like. The record is from RefSeq and is a predicted model, not a curated record. NCBI's taxonomy places the organism in Eukaryota, Viridiplantae, Streptophyta, Magnoliopsida, Ericales, Balsaminaceae. Gene Ontology annotation, cellular component: plasma membrane. The transcript has 6 exons. Gene Ontology annotation, molecular function: oxidoreductase activity. Bases 37 to 2163 code for a protein of 708 amino acids.
UUGACCAUCUUUCUUGAGAAGCUCAUCAGCAGAGACAUGGCAAACAGAAGCAGUUCUUCUCUCCUAAUUCUAAUCCUUAAAAUUCUUAUGAUCUUAAUCUUUGCUGGAUGGGUUUCUCUUUGGAUUCUUAAACCAACCGAUCUCUGGUCGAAGAAAUGGAAACAAGCCGAACAUUCUUCUGCAAAAUCUGUGUUUUCCUAUAAUGGACUUAAUUUUAUGGUUUUCUCAUUCCCCAUUAUUGCUCUGGCCAUGAUUGGUUUCAUCUACUUGGAGCUGAUCAUAACUUCAAGGGAAUCUAGAUCAUUUUCAGCACUUUCAAACCCAAUCAUUAUUACAAAGCUAACUGGCAUCCUAUCAGUGGCAGAAGUUAUCUCAGUUUGCCUAUUUCUUAUGUUUCUUGCUUGGACAUUCUACUCACGAUUCUCUAUCGAUUUACACAAGAACAUGCCCGUUAAAUCGCUCAAGCUUAUUAGGUGGCAGUUCUUGUUCUUCAGGGCUGUAAUCAGAUGUGGUUUGUUGGCUGAAGUAUGUCUUGUUUUACUCUUCCUGCCGGUCUUGAGAUCUCUGGCUGUCUUUCGUAUUGUUGGUGUUCAGUUUGAGGUUUCGGUUAGAUAUCAUGUCUGGUUAGGAACUGCAAUGAUUUUGUUCUCUGUUGUGCACGGUGGUGGCACCUUGUUCAUCUGGGCUAUCAACCACAUUCUUCAAGAUCAGAUGUGGAGAUGGCAAAGAACAGGACGUAUAUACCUUGCCGGCGAGAUUGCACUUGUGGCAGGGCUAGUCAUGUGGGUCACAUCCCUUCCGUGGUUUAGGAGGAAGAAGUUUGAGGUUUUUUACUACACGCACCAUUUGUAUGUCGUGUUUAUGGUGUUUUACUUGUUUCACGUGGGCGACAGAAGGUUCUAUGGGGUUCUCCCAGGCUUCUUACUCUACGCCAUCGAUAAGCUUCUUCGAAUAGUCCAAUCAAGGCCAGAGACUUGCCUUCUCUCAGCCAGGAUAUUCCCUUGCAAAGCCAUAGAGCUCAUCCUUCCCAAAGAUCCAAGUUUGAAGUACACACCAACAAGCAUUGUGUUCAUAAAUAUCCCGAGCAUAUCAAGAUUUCAAUGGCAUUGUUUUAGCAUCUCGUCCAGCUCUAUGGUUGACGAGAAAACUAUGUCGGUUAUAGUUAAAGUUGGAGGUCAUUGGACUAACACUCUUUAUGCAAGAAUAAAAGCCGGAUUGGGCUCCAAGACCGGAUCCAUGGGUUGUGUUCCGGUAGCCAUUGAAGGUCCUUAUGGACCUGCCUCACUCAACUUACUAAGAUAUGAGAGUCUACUUAUAGUUGCUGGCGGGAGUGGGAUAACACCUUUUCUCGGUGUUUUGCAAGAAAUAAUACAUUCUCAAAACAGAGGAAUUAAAAGAACUACACUUCCUGCACAAACGCAACUAAUUUACGUGACCAAAAACAUUCAAGAUGUAAGCUUGUUGCAGCCGGUUUUGAUCCUACUAGCAAGGGAAUCGUCUAACCAUUCGCGGAGGCUAAGAGUGCGUGUCUUUGUUACUCAAGAGCAUCGGGUUGGUUUAACUGCACGAGAUCUGAUGAACGAGCUCUCUACGACUGAAUGCGUUAAUUUCGACGUGAAACACUCAGGGAAAUUUCCUAUACAUGGGGUUGAGAGUUCGGUUUGGAUGGCUGUGAUAGUUGGAUGUUGUUCGGUCGUUUUUUUAGUUCUCAUUUGUCUCUUCAAUGCUGCUUUCAUGAAAGGAAAUGAUAAGUCGAAGAUCCCAUCCACUAUAACCGAUGUGUUCCUCUUAUGUUCAUUCGUGGCAGCCGUCGCUUGUGGAACCACAAUGGCGUUUUUGUUGAGAUUGAGAAGGAUGAAGAAGGAGCAUUUUCGAAAAUUCGAUAAACCUAUUGAAGAAGGAAAGCGACUAGCGAGCUCGGAUGAAAUUACGGGUGAUGCCCUCGGGGAACAAUGCGAAAUCUCUGUGGGAAGACCAUGUUUCAAAGAUAUAUUUUCCGAGUUUGCAAAGGAUACGAGAAGAUCGGAAAUAGGAGUUUUAGUUUGCGGGCCAGAAGCGAUGAAGGAAUCAGUUGCUUCAUCGUUGCGCAAACUAGAUCCAUCGGACUCAUCUCAAACUAAGAAGCCGCGUUUUAGUUUUCAUUCCUUGACAUUUACCCUUUAACUAACUUUAUUCCAGCCCCUUGAUAUAUAUGCUAAAUUUUUCAUUAUAAUCAUCAUAAUGAAUAAUGCGCAUAUUAAGAAAUAAAAUCAUAAAACUAAUUUGAUUGGUUC